Molecule: messenger RNA, 609 nt
Organism: Neospora caninum
Lineage: Eukaryota; Apicomplexa; Conoidasida; Eucoccidiorida; Sarcocystidae
Exons: 4
Coding region: 1-609 (202 amino acids)
Source: RefSeq, a predicted model, not a curated record
AUGUAUGCCAGUCGACCGUAUACGGGAGGCGUCAGUGUAUCUGGCCUCCCGCCUAUGUCGUCGCAGCGUGCUCCUUCCCUUCCUCCAAACUCGUUUAUCUGUGCCGGCCCUCCGCCCGAGGGCGCAACGCUUCUUGACCCUGUCCUCGAAGAACGUGUUGUGGAGGUGAUCAAGGAGCGCGUCGAGAACCGGUUUAUUGAGGUCCCCGAGGUGCACUACGUAGAGAAGGUCGUCGAAGUACCUCACCCAAUCAUUGAAGAGAAAGUCGUCCAUGUUGUAAAACCAGUCAAACAGGAAAGAUUCAAGUAUGUCAAGAAACCUGUGUACCUGGACAAGGUCGUCGAGGUCCCACAAAUUAAGUACGUCGACAGAUAUGUAGACGUGCCGCGAUACAACCACAGAGAGAAGAUCGUUGAGGUCCCGAAGGUGCUCGUCGUCGAGCGCAUCAUCCCCGUUCUGAAGACAGUGCGGCAGGAGACCGUCGUCUACGUGGACGAGGACGGCAGUCAAACGCGCGUUCCUUCGCAACCCUGUCAGUACGACGAGCGUUACCAAACUCACCUUUCGACUGCGACGUCUCUAACGCCCUUUUCUCAGACACCGAUGUAG